CCUGCCUCUUCGUUUCCUCGUGCUCGAGCUGCUUGGGGCAGCAGAGCCGCUGCGCUGGAAAUGGUGAAGGCUUCACCCUCGAAAGCGACAGAGGGCGGAAUAAUUGCACUCUGCACUUGAGGAACAAACAAGGAGCCGUCAAAGCAGGAAAUUCGAGUGGACCCAGUCUGGAAAAGAAGAAAAUACCACUAUUUGCCCGCCCACUGCACACUUUUGGCUGAGAAACCUGCAGCGCCUGUCUGAGCCUGCCCGCAACAGCAGGUUUAGUGGAGACAGAUCUGUACUCUGCAAUGGCUCUCUUGACCCUGCAUAGACUCUCAUCCAUCUCCACUGCUCCAGAUGAAAGCCUCCAAAGAAGAGGGCGACUUCAGAAAAGGGAGAGCUUUGCUCUCGUGAAGGGGGCAGCCCUUCUGCUGGAAGAGGGCAAGGGCGGGGGCCUCGAUGAGCGGGCUCCACCUUCUUCUGUAAAAGAAGGCGGUGGAACUCCACGGCACAGACAACUUCAUGCCAUGGUUGAACAGCUCCGACCAGAAGAUACCAUCAAGCUGGCGGUGCAGUUGGAGUCCAUCAGCUCUGUCAGAGUCAGGUAUCUGAUCAUUGUCUCCACCCUCAGCAACAAACACGAGAGCAUCCUACUGGGCAUGGAUUUCCCCAACUCAGAGAGUGAUCAGUGCACCAUCGGCCUGGUUCUGCCAGUAUGGAGCGACACCCAGGUGUAUCUGGACGGAGACGGUGGUUUUAGCGUUACGACAGCUGAAGAGAUCAGAAUUUUUAAGCCUGUUUCUAUGCAGACUAUGUGGUCAGUGCUGCAGGCGUUGCACGGCUGCUGCGAGCGGGCGGUCAAGGCAGCAGUGAUCCCAGGCAAUGGCCUGGAGUGGGCCCAGCACUACCACCGGCACAUCGAGUCAGACCGCUUCUGCCUCAACGAGUGGGAAGCUAUGAACGACCUGGAGUCAGUCCGCAGGGACAGUAAUGGACAGAGCUCGGCAGACCGCAUUUCUAACGAGGUGCUGAUCAAAGAGCAUCUGAGAGACAUCAUGAGGACUGAAGACCUGGACAAUCUCACGUCUAAAAUGGUGCACUCUGCCCUGGAGACCAGGAUAGGCUUCGACAUGAGACCCUUUAAGGAGUACAUUGACAACGAGAUCCUGGUCACCAUGGCUCAGAUGGACAAACCUUCCAAAAUAUUUGACUACCUCUACCUAGGCUCUGAGUGGAAUGCAGCUAACUUUGAGGAGCUGCAGAAAAACAAUGUGGGCUAUAUUCUGAAUGUGACAAGGGAGAUUGACAACUUUUUCCCAGAGUCCUUCACUUAUAUGAACAUCAGGGUGUACGAUGUGGAAUCCACCGACCUGCUCUCUCACUGGACAGACACAUACAACUUCAUCAACACUGCAAGGAAAAGUGGACAGGCCGUGUUGGUGCACUGUAAGAUGGGCGUUUCUCGCUCUGCAUCCACGGUGAUCUCCUACGCCAUGAAGCAGCAGCACUGGCCACUGGAUAUGGCGUUGUCCUACGUUAGGAGUUGCCGGUCCAUUGUCAAGCCCAACGAGGGCUUCAUGAAGCAGCUGCACACCUACAGCGGCAUCCUCAAUGCAAGCCAGCAGCGUCACAGCGCACUCUGGAGGCGAAAGUCAAGAGACCAAAGACAAAAAUCAGUACGCAAGGAGGAGGCAGGGGAAAAAGGAAAGCCAGGAGAGGAAGUGGUGGAUGAUGACGACGAUGAUGAUGAUGACGAUGAUGAUGACGAUGACGAUGGCCUUGACGAUUAUGAGCCGGGGGAUGACGAGGAUGUAGAGAGUCUAGAUAAAAAAGAUUUGGGUAGCCCAGAUGAAAUAGAAGAUCCAGAGGAUCACACAGAGGUGUUUGAAGAGCCCCCCCCCCAGUCUGAGAACAACCAGUGGCAGAAGGGACUACCAGACGCAUGUCCUACUAUCACAGUCAAUGAACCAGACAAGGUUGCUCUGAGUGCUAAUCGCAGUGGCAGGAUGAACCUCUUCUCCCUCAUGCAGUCCAUCAGUGACGAGGAUAAAGGUCGUGAACAGCUGCUUGGCAGUCCGAGGGAGUCUCCUGGGCAGCGGAGGCGUAGCCAAGGGCGACGGGGUCUGAUUCACCAGAAAGCAUGUGUGGAUGUUUCACCUGAACCACGAAGACUGCCAGACACCGGUCAAAGCAAACCCUAAAGUGUUAAAAGAGAUGGAAGAGCAUAGACGGGGGGGAGGGACCCUUUAAGAAGGAAUUAUAUGGUGGAGAGAAGGAAAGUGCGGAUGGUAAUUUAUAUGCCAAGGUUUUCAUACAAUGAUACACUCUAUCUUUAUAUUUUAGAUAUUUAGAUGAUGAAAGUUUUUAUUUAUGUUUCAAUGCAUAUCUCUGUUAAUAAUUAUUAUAGCUGAUGGUUCCCUGUUGUUAAAAGGAUCUUACUGUAGAGCCGGCAUAUCUGAAGGCUGAAGUCAUUAUCAGCAUACAUUGUAGUGUUAUGUUUAUCAGUGUUUUAGAGUCACACACAUACUGUACGUACUGGUCUCUCCCUCCUAUUUCCCUCUCCCCUUUUUGUGUCACCACUCCAGAGAUAUCUAUGCAAUUACUGUUUUCCUUUCUUUUCUCUCUGUAUAAGAGUAUGCUGCCAAUCCGAGGUAGAUGGUUUUAAAUGGUUUUCAUAUUCUCUCUCAUUGGAAGUCUUUUUCACAAGGACCUUCAGUGUUGAUGGAUGGGAGGGUUUCACUGUAUGUAAGCUUUGCAUCAUGGACCAAGUCAGGGCCAGUUUUAUGGCAUUAACCUGUUCCUAUUCCAAUGUGCCAAUUGAUAUAUAUUAAAUAGAAAAUCUUUUAUCAUGUCAGUAUGUUAAGAACCAAUGUGUCCAACUUAAGUUUUAUUCAUUGUAUUUAAAACACCUCUGCAUGAGUGCCUUGUACCGGAGGAUGAAAUACGUUUUUUUGUGCAUUUUUACUACGAGGUGGUGGCUGCAUAUUGUAUGUAUGAAUCUUGUACCGUUUCUCGGAUUGCAUUACAAAUGUGACUUCCAAAAGUGUUGCAUGUAAUAUGCGCAUAUAUAUAUAUAUAUAUAUCAACCCCUAAUUGCUAAUGACCUGGGUGCAUGUUAUGUGUGUUUAUACCAACAUGCGAGAGCAAAUGUUCAGGGUUUUCUCAUGUAUUUAUAUUGAGGUUUAAUGGAUUCAGGUAAAUUAUUAAAAAUACUGUUCUUCUGAUCACUCCAUGCUGAUCUUGACUAUUCGUAUUUCAUGCUGGUGUUACUUUAAUUGAAACCAAGCUAAAGCUGACUUUAUUUAACCUGCAUGCUCACCGUUAAAGAAAACAUGCACUUUAUAAUCCCACAGAACACACUGUCCCCACUGCCUGAGCCUACAUCACACUGUACUAUGAAUGAAAUGAUCAAUUAUUUUUUUCUUUUCUUGUCAGCAUCUCUAUGCCUUAUUGUAUUAAGCUCUCCACUGUACUGCCUGCACCUCACUCUUGUUUACAAGAAGCCCUAUGAGUGGAAAAAAAAUAAAUGAUCACACUCAAACC
Messenger RNA from Etheostoma spectabile (orangethroat darter), 3525 nucleotides. RefSeq names its product protein phosphatase Slingshot homolog 3. The transcript is spliced from 17 exons. NCBI's taxonomy places the organism in Eukaryota, Metazoa, Chordata, Actinopteri, Perciformes, Percidae. Gene Ontology annotation, molecular function: actin binding; phosphatase activity. Gene Ontology annotation, biological process: protein dephosphorylation; negative regulation of actin filament polymerization. Bases 291 to 2183 code for a protein of 630 amino acids. The record is from RefSeq and is a predicted model, not a curated record.